AUGCUCUUCGUUUCGAUGUUCUCUUCAACGAUAUCAGGAACGCCGAAUUGUCCUGUCGAAGCUGAUCCAGCGUCGAUUCUAAGCUGUGUUGCGAUCGAUGCCGUCGGAUUAGUUCAAGCAACUAAAGGAAAUCUACGAGUAUUUUGUACGAUGGCAGAACGAUUUAUGGAAUGUGUUAAAACAAAGACGCGCGGUUGUCUGGGUGAAGAGUUUGUACGAGGAUCUUUAACGGAAUUAAUUGAAUUGUCACAGAAGUGUUGUGUCAAUAACAAUGAAAAAGUGCAUGAUGAAUGCCCAUUUGUUUCACGACCACAAUGUUUCUCCUUAAAUGAUACCGUUCAAACACCGACUGGUGACGAAAUAUUGAUUGGGAAUCUUCAAAUAGGCCAAAAAGUCUUGGCUUUUGAUUAUAGCGAUCAAAUCAUUCCAACAGAAAUUAUUGCUAUGUUACAUUAUGAUGACAAAUCUCCAGCGCUGUUCUACACAUUCACAACGGAUUCCGGCCAUCAAGUGUCACUAACAUCAGAACACUUGAUUUACAUAGGUAAUCAAAAUUACGUUCAAGCUCGUCAUGUCGAUUCGAAACUCCAUCAACUAUUUACUAUUCAACAAAACGGUCAAUUGGAAGCAUCAUCUAUUCGUUCGAUCGAUGUGCAAUUGAAACAUGGAUACGCAACACCAAUUACUCAACACGGAACACUACUUGUCAAUAGUAUUAGUUCAUCAUGCUAUGCAUCUAUUCAUCAUCAUUCAAUAGGACAUUUGGCCAUGGCACCUUUACGUUGGAUUCAUCAAACGAAGCAAAUAUUUGGUUUGAUUAAUAAGAACGAGACAAACGAAAAUGGUAUUCAUUGGUACCCGAAAGCGUUGAAUAACAUCGUUCAUACGUUUGUUCCUUUUCCUGGACUGUUCACAACUACAGCAGGCAAAUUAUAA
This is a messenger RNA of Adineta ricciae, 936 nucleotides long. Lineage: Eukaryota; Metazoa; Rotifera; Eurotatoria; Adinetida; Adinetidae. The record is from the annotation of a GenBank genome assembly.